Molecule: messenger RNA, 3044 nt
Organism: Manduca sexta (tobacco hornworm)
Lineage: Eukaryota; Metazoa; Arthropoda; Insecta; Lepidoptera; Sphingidae
Product: cyclic AMP response element-binding protein B
Exons: 8
Coding region: 438-1307 (289 amino acids)
Biological process (GO): regulation of transcription by RNA polymerase II
Cellular component (GO): nucleus; transcription regulator complex
Molecular function (GO): protein binding; DNA-binding transcription factor activity, RNA polymerase II-specific; RNA polymerase II cis-regulatory region sequence-specific DNA binding
Source: RefSeq, a predicted model, not a curated record
CUAUUAUAAAUAUAUAAAAAUGUACCUAUUUGUAAAUUUUCUUAACUUCCGCUUAUCAAUAGACGGAUAGAUUUCUGUUGUAAGGGUUCUUCGGUGGUAUUCAUCUAUGAUUAGUGACUAAAUAAGAUAUGUGGGCCGAAUAGUGAUUCAUUUUGAUUUAAUCCCUCGAGACAAGGUGAAAAAUGGAUAAAACUGCAAUAAUUUUGUAAAACUUUACGGCGCAUGCGCUUGAUAAUUUUCGGCCAUAUUGUGAUGACGCAUACAAGAUCAUAGGUCUCCGCCAGUGACGAGACUUCUCGCAGUUGACGUGGCUACUACGUACCAUCCCGUUCGCCCACUCCGGACGCAGCAUAGACGGUGACGAGGAAUACGUAACUGGAUUUCCCUGUGAACGCAGUCAUCGUGAGAAGCCACGCGAUAAUGUGACCUUAGUGGGCAUGGAAGGAAUGGUAGAAGAGAAUGGCACCUCUGGCGGUGCUGGUUCGGCAGAUCCCUUGGCGAGCGCGAGUUCUUCGGCGGCCGGUGCCGCGCCUCACGUCGUCGCCGUGACGAGUAUUGUGCAGCUCACGUUGCCCUCACAGGCGCCGUCUGCACAGGUUCAAUCAGUAAUCCAACCUAACCAACAAUCAGUGAUACAAACGGCAUCCAAUAUUCAGUCUGUGCAGUUACCAAAAGGAAAUGUUAUACUUGUCAGUAAACCUAGUUCAGUAAUACACACUACUCAAGGGACAUUGCAAACACUACAGAUUAAACCAGAACCAAAUACAGUAGUGAGCACACAAGGACAAUCAUGUAGUGAUGACAGCUGCAGUGAUGAUGAAAGUCCAAAAAGAAAAUACAGAGAGAUGCUGACUAGGCGUCCCUCAUACAGAAAAAUCCUGAAUGAUCUUGGAGGAGCAGAAAUAGCAGAAAAUCGUAUGGGAUCUAAACCAGGAUGCGAGAAUGAAGUGUCGCUGUCAUCUUCUUUAUCAUUUGCACCAGUAAUUCCAGCUGGAGCACUUCAGACAGAAAGCGGUUUACACACAUUGGCGGUAUCAGGAGGUGCUGGUGGCGGUGCUAUUGUCCAAUAUGCGACCAACCAAGAUGCCCAGUUUUAUGUCCCGGGUCCUAUGUUAGAGGAUCAAACACGUAAACGAGAGCUACGAUUGUUAAAAAAUCGUGAAGCUGCGAGAGAAUGUCGUCGCAAGAAGAAAGAAUACAUCAAAUGCCUAGAAAACAGAGUGGCGGUGCUCGAAAAUCAAAACAAGGCGCUUAUAGAAGAAUUAAAAUCGCUUAAGGAACUGUAUUGCCAACAAAAGACAGAAUGAGGUCCAGCUGGCUAACUGGGUGCGCCGCUGCCCGGCCAGUGCUCACAAUAUGGCACAACCUGUUAGUCUGCAUACUCAAGUGCGGGCUAUGAAAUUUCUGUUCAGGUGACAUGUCGGGUUUCCAAGUUCUAUUCUUUUCUGUACAUUUUUAAUAAAUAAAAUCGUCUAAAAAUUGUUUAUGUAUUGGUUGGUUCUGAAAAGCUGCGUUUCUUGUAGUAUUGUUAGAUUUGAUAAUUAUGUUUAAUUGUUAAUUCGUUUUCAAAUUUUCUGUUAUUGUUUUUAAUAUCAGUUUACUUGAGGUUGAUAUUUAUGCAGUAUAGGGAAAGAUAUACAUAUGAAUUUCAUACAUCUUUCCAUUGAUAAUCUAGAUUUUCUUUAUUAUGCGGAGUGAUUGUCACUAUUGUAAAUUGUUUAUUGGCUUAAGCAGUUCUGUUUAUUGUGUUAUUUGUUAGUGUUCCAUACAGAGAAACAGCACUAAUGGGAUGAAAUUGAAAAAUCAAAUAUGAAAUUUUAGCGAGUGUCUUACUGUGACAUUUUUUUUUACAAAUUGUUGUAAAUUUGACAUAGAUAUAAAAAUGCAGUUACGCAAAUAUGGACGUGACAUUUAAAUUUGAUGAAUUGACAUUUAAUGAAGUGAAGCACCCAUUUGAGAAUGUUAAUAAUUAUUGUGUUGCAAUAUCGCUUCUUCCCGAACCUCCAAAACGAUUUAAGCAAAAUAUUACAAAAUAGGACCUUAUUACAAAAUAGAUUGUAAAAUGAGAUUUAAGUGAAACAAUCAAAUUUUCGUUAUUUCCUGAAUCAAAGUCACAUACUAUAAGUUGUAUUUACAAGCCUUGUUGCAGAAAAUGUACGAACAUGAAUUAUUAUGUCGAUUAAAUUUGGCGUAUAUAAUUCUAAAACAUUCAUGACCUAUAAUAUCUCAUAAAAUAAUACCACUGUCUUAGCUAUGAGACUAGAAAUAUCUGGUUCCAAAAGGGGAAGUGUAUAAAAAGUGGUUGUUAUUUCUGGGAUUAGGUUUGUGGAUAUAUCUUAAUGUGGCUACUUUAAACGUUUGUUAUAUAAUUAUGCUUGUUCCAAAACAAUAUAGACCAAAGAUAAAUAAAUCUUCAAAUAUGAUUUUUUAAUUGUCCAAUAUUAAUAAGAUUGCGGUUUUUCCCUUGAAUUAUACCUCACAUCAUCUGAAUAUUACGAAUCGUAUAAAAUAUGUUUAAUCAAUAUGCGUAGAGAUAGGAAAUUAAUUAUAAAAGCAAUCUUUUUGAUAAAUGUUUAUGACAAAUACCCGCAAGUGGUUGUUAGGGCAGUUUUUAUUUCCAAAACUUGAUUGAUUUUGGCGCAAGCAUAAAAGUAUUUACAAAAGAGCGCAAAAGUUAUCAUUUUAUUUGAAACAAUGGUUAACUGAUAUAAUCAAUUUAACCUGUUCUAUAUUGCAUCCUGGAUUAGAUUGAAUAUUACGUAUUCGUUAAAAAAAAAGCGUUUUAUUAUUCGCAAAUAAGUAAUCUAUAAAAAAAUCUUUUCAUUAAACAACUGGAUAUUUUUCGUUAAAAUUUUGCAAAUUAUAAGUAAAGGUAUCAUAUAAUAUGACAUGUGAAAACGAAAUGAGGUAACUAUUGCGCAACUUUAUAAUAUAAUUUUAAUGUAAGAACAGAACUCUGGUUGUGCAAGAACGACUUGCGUUUUUUAGGUAUCACUAUCGACUUGGGUGCCAUUUUCAAAAAUACAUGUUUGUGAUGAAGCUAU